This is a messenger RNA of Procambarus clarkii (red swamp crayfish), 1621 nucleotides long. Its product is annotated as protein Star. Lineage: Eukaryota; Metazoa; Arthropoda; Malacostraca; Decapoda; Cambaridae. The record is from RefSeq and is a predicted model, not a curated record.
CGGCAGUCAACAGUUAUCUUUCGACAUCACCAAGCUGAUAGAACAAAAGCGGAUCUACGAGCGCAUUCAUCAUCGUCUUGAGAGUACUGGCGAAGCUAAAAUCGUUUCCUGCGGUGUCCAAACUCCUUCUCUUGAAUUUUUAUUUACAGUGAGGACGAGGCAUGAGGCUCCGUCUCGCCUCGAGCAGCUCCCCUCUCCGCAGAAUGUCGCGAAGAUCUUCAACUUACUGCUUGUACGGCGCUACCUUCAGCGCCCUCUUGCUCGUGGGCGUCUUGGUCUACCAAGAAGAUUUAAUGACCGUAGUGCAUGAAUACAGCACCAAUCCGAGUCCUAUCCCAAAUUGUUCCGCUGACAAGCACUUAGAACCGUGUAUACCAGCGGUGGACGUUUUCCCGCCAGAGCUGGGCGCCCAGGAGCAGCUGGGCGCCGUGGAGGGGCUGGGCGCCGUGGAGGGGCUGGGCGCCGUGGAGGGGCUGGGCGCCGUAGAGGGGCUGGUCAAGCUGGAUGUGGAGGAGGAGGAAAAGCCACAGGGUACGCAAAAAAUAAUGUGGGAUCCAGGAUUUAAUGGCAUCCCUCAAGACGAUCCUGAUCUCAUCGCUUACAUUCGCGAGUUCCUUCUUGAACCGCCCGCUGGCCACUAUAACCUGGAUGAACCCUACUUAACCGACUUCUCUGAAUUUGGACAGUCUAUUAAAGUAGACCAAAUACUUCAUAAGAUGAGUGGCGGGUUCUUCCUAGAGGCGGGCGCCGCUAACGGGGAGGCGUAUAGCAACACACUCUUCGCCGAGCGGGAGCGCGGGUGGAGGGGCGUGCUGGUGGAGCCCGACCCGUAUAUCUACCAGCAGAUGAGGACCAAGGGCCGGAACGCUUACACUAUCAACACCUGCCUUGCUCUCAAGCCUACUCCACACAUGAGCUACUUCCAACGAGACGUACUCGACGAGGGACGCCUCACUGACACCGAGACGGAGCUCCAGCUGCAGUGUCUCCCUCUCUACUCCAUCCUUCUGGCGCUCAACGUUACCACCGUUGACUACCUCUCGCUAGACCUUGUCGGCUACGAACUCCAGGUGCUGCAGACUAUACCGUGGGACAAGAUGAGAGCGAUGGUUAUCUCGGUCGAUUUCUACCACAACAACUUAUACCAGUCAUACCAGACGAUCGAGAACUACAUGGUCGCUCAAGGCUACGUCGCCCUCAACAGUGACUCCGACUUUCUCUUCGCACACCCUCAGCUGAUGAUCGAGACUAUCAAUAACAUCAUCACCGGCCGGAGACACUGACUGUAGAGGAGGAAGGGAAGGUCUGAGGCGCUGCAGGAACUCCACAACCUGUGCCAAUUAACUUUACACCUCCUAUGUAAGCAAUGUUGUAACUAGUCCUGUGAAUAAAACUGAAAUUUAACAAAUAAAACGGGUGGUAGGAGACAAUAUGUCAAUCCUAGUGAGGAUCCUUCAAGGCUCCCACGGGUGCAGCAUAGUCUCUUCUGUCUUCUCCUGUCAGAGUAAAAGAGAUAAUGUAUGUGAAUUCAUGUGUGUGUGUGUGUGUAUAUGUAUGUAUAUAUGUAUAUGUACGUAUGUGUGUUUGUUUGUAUAUGUAUGUGUAUAAAGUAUAUGUGGAA